AUGCGAGGCAUCGCUCGGCGCGCCCCGGGCUGUGCCUUCCUGGAAGACCAGGCUUGGGCGGUACACUGGUGCCACUUGGCCCAGGGGAGCUUUCCUGGGGUUGCCUUGGUGAUCACCACCGAGGAGAAGGUCUUCCUGCAGUGCGUGGUCGUCAAGGCAGCCCAAGGUGCCUUCGGCACCGGGGGUUUCACGCAGCGCUCCGCUGCCCAAUGUGUCCAGGUGGCGGCAUGCCCCUGCGACCUGCGCUUCCUUGACGACACGGAGGAGCAGCAGGAGCAUUUGGGCGAAGGAGCCUUCGCCAUUGUUCGGCGCCUGCGGCGGCGCAAAAAUGGGGACUUGGUGGCCCUAAAGGUGGUCGAGAAGUACCCCUUGCACAUCCGGAACAUGCUGCCGCAGCUGCAGCGCGAGGUCCGCAUCCAGGGCAAGUUGCAGCACCGGCACAUCCUGCGACUCCUCUCCUGCUUCGAGGAUGAAUGGGCCGGGGCCGCGGCAACCGCGGCGGUGCUCGCGGCGUCCUGCGGCGCCGUUGCUCGCGGCGGCGGCGGCGGCGGCGGCUCUCCGCUGCAGGUUAAAGACUGCCGGACCUCGUACUUCUUGUCGGCGCAGAGCCGCUUUGCUGGGCAGACUCGGCGGCGUUGCCUGCUCGUGGCGGAGGCCAAGACAGUACCAGCGCUGCCAUCUGAGGUGGACGACUACCGGGUGCGCGCGGUGUGCGUGUCCCCCUCCCCGCCCUUGCCGAAUCGCGACCAGAUUUGCACGCUGGUGGUGUCAGACGUGGAGGACGAGGAGGCCAUGGACAAAGUGAUGUGGCACCCUGCGGUGGGUUCCUCCGCGCAGCAAGCGAUUUCUUUGCUCCGUGACGCCUUCGGGGUGCUGGGUGUAUGGCCCGCCGCCUGGGUCGCGGCGCAGCGUGUCAUGCGGUUCUGCCAAAGCCGGUCGCGGCCUGUGCGCAUGCUGGAACUCGGCUGCGGCGCUGGCCUGCCCUCGCUGUGCGCCCUGGCGUCAGGUGCGGAGGUUGUUGCGACCGACUUGGAGGAGCUUCCUUUGAAGCUCUUGCAGGCAGCGGCAGAGGCACAAGAUCUGCCCGGGCUGGAGAUCAAGCAGAUGGACGUUCUGGCUGCAGCUGGCUUCACGCGCGGCAGGCACACGCCGUGCCCCUCGGAGGCCGAGCGCUUCGAUGUGAUCGUGUGCAGCGAUUGCCUCUACAAGCCGGACGUGGCCCGGGCCAUGGCCACCCUCAUCGCGCGGGCGCUGCUGGCAUAUCCCACCACCAGAGUGGUGGUCACGGAUGCAAACCGACAAGGCCGUGAGGACUUUCUGGAUGAGCUGGACACGCUUCUGGGUCUGAGCCUCGGGAAUGCCACUCCGCCAUACUUCGAGGCAGUGCCGGUGCCCAGCUGGGCUGCAGAGUUGGAGGUGGACCCCUUCGAUGGCUCGAUGCCGGACACGGUGGGCUUGCUAAAACUCGCCUGA
Messenger RNA from Effrenium voratum, 1473 nucleotides. The record is from the annotation of a GenBank genome assembly. NCBI's taxonomy places the organism in Eukaryota, Dinophyceae, Suessiales, Symbiodiniaceae.